Drosophila hydei is the source of this 2587-nucleotide messenger RNA. It is a transcript of the gene Myb, whose product is annotated as myb protein. Gene Ontology annotation, cellular component: nucleus. Gene Ontology annotation, biological process: regulation of DNA-templated transcription. Gene Ontology annotation, molecular function: RNA polymerase II cis-regulatory region sequence-specific DNA binding; DNA-binding transcription factor activity, RNA polymerase II-specific. NCBI's taxonomy places the organism in Eukaryota, Metazoa, Arthropoda, Insecta, Diptera, Drosophilidae. The coding region runs from base 475 to 2565 and encodes 696 amino acids. The record is from RefSeq and is a predicted model, not a curated record. The transcript has 2 exons.
UUAAUAUAACGGUGUACAUGCAAGCAAUUUAUAAACUAAUAUGCAAAUAUAUUUAUAACUAAAUAUAUUUAUGUGUAUGUAUUCAUAAUAUAAAUAUUUUGCAUAAAUGGAUGAGAAUUUGUUUUUAAAUAAGGAGCUUCGCAACGUCUAUAACUCAAAACGUGCGUAUAAUCUUUCGGAAAUCGAAAUUGUCGGCCGUUCAGAAAACGAUGCAACGCACCCCUUAUUACGAACGGAUCGACAUCCAACAAAAUUUGUGCUCUGUCUAAGCUGCAAAAGGCACAUUCAAAAUAAUUCCUUAAGUGAUAUAUGCGCACAUUAUAUGGUUUAUCCUCAUCUGCAAAGUUUUGUCAAGUGCUUAUAUUGCACUGGAAACGUUCAUCACUAUCUACAUCCUGAGAGAGUGCUUCCGGAAGUUUUCCACUAUUGUUCACCACGAAAACAAGAAAAAAAGACAUUAAGAAAUCUAUAAUCAUGGCAAAUAUUGACGCUGAUUCCGGUAACAAAAAUUCAGUCCUGCAAUUUGACGCAUUAUCAGAAAAAUCAGAGACAUCGGAAUAUUCCGAUCAUGAUACUGAAGAAGGCGACCCUAUUGACGAUGAAGUAGGUAGUUUAUUUAAUUAUUCAGAACUACAUACCAUUAACAAAUCCCUCGAUGUAAAUGUUAAUGGUAAUAGGUUUGGCCCUUCAAAUAAUAAUGUUUCGAAAUCCAUAAAUUUAGUCGAUCUGAACACACAAAGUGAACAUAUAGAAAACGGAGUGCCCGUUAAGUUUCAGCUGAAAACACCAACGAAAUCAGUAACUGGGCAUCCAAACUAUGGUUUCGGUAAGCGUUGGUCGAAAUCAGAAGACAUUUUACUUAAAUCUUUAGUUGAAAAACAUCGGGAACGCUGGGAUAUUAUUGGAUCACAUUUUAAAGAUAGACUUGAGCAACAAGUUCAACAGCGUUGGGCGAAGGUAUUGAACCCAGAGCUUAUUAAAGGACCGUGGACGCGCGAAGAAGAUGAGAAAGUUAUUGAACUUGUGCAUCGAUUUGGACCAAAGAAGUGGACUUUGAUUGCUCGGUAUCUAAAUGGACGGAUUGGAAAACAAUGCCGUGAACGUUGGCAUAACCAUCUUAAUCCAAGUAUUAAGAAAACCGCUUGGACGGAUGAAGAAGAUACAAUAAUUUACAAUGCCCAUUUAAAGUUGGGAAAUCAAUGGGCUAAGAUUGCAAAACUGCUGCCAGGUCGAACUGAUAAUGCUAUAAAAAAUCAUUGGAAUUCUACAAUGCGUCGUAAAUAUGAUGCUGAGCGUAGAUCUGUUAAUUCCGUAUCUGGUAGUGAUUUAAAAAGCUCACGCACUCGUCUUAUCGAAUUGAUUAAAACUGGUGGUAUUAAUAAGUGCCCACAAGCUUUAUAUACCAAAUCAACUCUUUUUAAUAACAGUAUUUCUGAUUUAUACAAAUCAGAAAUCAAUAAAGCUGUAGAAUCAUAUAAAGACGCUUUUGUUACAGUUAUAAAAACCGAUGAUGUAAUUAAAGAAAUGUACACUGAACCCCUCGAAACUUCUGAUUCUUCAACUAUUGAUACACAUAAUGUCAAUGCAUCUAUGAAGGGCACAUUCAGGACAUCAUUACCUCUUUUACAAUAUGAUAUAAAACUUAGGGCUACACCUAAUAUACUGAAACGGUCACGCAAACACAUUCCAGAUGCAUUGAAAAUUUCAGAUUUGUUAAAAAGUGACAUGAAAUCAAAAUUACCACAAACGCCAGUUAUAACCCCUAUUAAACCACUGCCCUUUUCACCAAGCCAGUUCCUUAAAUCACCUUGUCUCACAACAUUUAAGGAUAUGAAUUUACCAGCAAGCACACCAGUUACCAAAACGUAUAACAGAGUGGGAAUGGAAAUAAAAAAAGAGUUGGAAACCACAUCAAUUGAAACGCCACAUAAAAGUUUAGUUGGCCCACGCACUCCAACCCCAUUCAAAAAUGCUCUUGCUGCUAUUGGAAAAAAAUUGGAUGGACGCUCUUACGUACCGUCUAGUCCUUCGAGUCUAGCUGAAGAUCUUGCAGAAAUUAUCAAUGAGGAACAACUAAAUGACUCUGAGUUUAAUAUCAGUAAAGCUGAAAAUAGAUGCGAUAACAUAUCCAAACCAGAAUGUUCAAAUACUCUUGCAAAUAUAAGUCUGUAUUCGCCUGCGCCAAAGCGAGCCAGAAAAUCUUUGCUUCCUAGUUGGAACGUAAACUUAUCACAAUACGAAAAAAAAACGCAACCGUUUAUAACAGAGACACCUAGUAAAUUUCUUAUGUCGGAACAAUCGGUUACGCAUUUCUCCCCAAGUAACAUUGUUGAGGAGACUCUAGAUAGUGAACAGGACCUAUUAUUCGACGAGGGCAAAAAAGAAAAUAGACCAUACGGUCAGAGGUUUCGUGUCGUUUCCAACGAUCAUCUUCUGGAUCCAAAAUGGGCCCGAGUUGCAUGUGGCAAAACCAAAGAUCAAAUUUUUAUGGAGAAACAAGCAUAUGCAUGUCUUCAGAAUCUCGACUUAAUGCCACGGUCAUUAAAUUUUGAGAAACAAAAAUGAAAAAAGAAUUAAUAAAUUAAAU